Messenger RNA from Zingiber officinale, 2545 nucleotides. Its product is annotated as receptor-like serine/threonine-protein kinase At2g45590. The coding region runs from base 118 to 2430 and encodes 770 amino acids. The record is from RefSeq and is a predicted model, not a curated record. Gene Ontology annotation, biological process: protein phosphorylation. The transcript has 2 exons. Gene Ontology annotation, molecular function: protein kinase activity; ATP binding. Lineage: Eukaryota; Viridiplantae; Streptophyta; Magnoliopsida; Zingiberales; Zingiberaceae.
AGCAGCCGAAGAAGUAACGAAAAGGGGCAGGAAUCGACUGUCUGCAAUAUACUUCUGAUUCCUCCUUUUUUCACUUCAUCACUUCAUUAUUAUAAUACCUUUCGCAGCGCAGCGUCCAUGCCGUCCCGCUUCCCUCCGCCCCCACUGGCCGACGCCGGCGUCGCCCACCAUCGCCACGGACACCUCAUUACCGUCGCGGCCAUCGCAGGCACUGUCGCAGUUCUCUCCGUCCUCUCCGUCGCUCUUUUGGUGCUCCUCUACCGCUGCUUCGGUCGCAUCCGAGCCGCUGCAGGAGCGCCCCCCUCCCCCCACCCGCACCCUCCCGGCCCCCUCCGCCGGUUCACCUACUCGCAGCUCCGCGGCGCCACCGGCUCCUUCGAUCCCUCGCGCCGCCUCGGGCAGGGCGGCUUCGGCCCCGUCUUCCGCGGCGCCCUCCCGUCCGGAGAGGAAGUCGCCGUCAAGCUCAUGGACUCGUGUGGCUCUCUCCAGGGCGAGCGCGAGUUCCACAACGAGCUCGCCCUCGCUGCGAAGAUCCUUACUUCUGUUCCGGCCUCCGAUGCCGCCGUCGUGCCCGCUGUUGGAUACUGCUUCGACGAUGUGAACGGCUCGCGGCGGUGGUGGCGGUGGAGGAGGCGGCGGGAAGCGUGGGAGUCGGUGGAGGACGCUGAGGCCGCAGCGGUGGGCGGGGCUUUGCCGAGGCGAAAGCUUCUACUGGUCUACCAACUGAUGCACAACGGGAGCCUCCAGGAUGCGCUGCUGGAUCGCCGCUGCGCGGACCUGUCGGACUGGGACCGGCGGUUCGCGGUGGUGCUCGACGUCGCUCGCGGCCUCCACUUCCUCCACGCUAUCUGCGAUCCGCCUGUGAUACACGGCGACAUCAAGCCCAGCAAUAUACUCCUCGAUUCGCGCCUCUCGGCCAAGAUCGCCGAUUUUGGCCUCGCACGCCUCAGAUCCGCGGUCUCCGCCGAGGAGGAGGUUGCUGUUCGCGUCGAUCCCGAAGCGGAUGCGACGAACGAUUCCAAAAUGUCGGAAACGGAGAGGAAAAAGGAUUUUCCGCUCGGAAGCGGGGAGGAUGACUCCUCGAUCUUUGCGAUUGGAGAGACGGCGGAGAGCGUGACGACCACAGCUACUGGUUUCGAGGAGCAAGUGAUGAACGGCGGGGCGAAUGGCUAUGCUCCGACCGAUAGAUCGGCGGAUGAAGAUGAGGGUUUCACGGUGGCAUCGCCAGUCACUGCCGCUGAUGCAGCCUCGGUUUCUGAAACCGGAACAGGCUUCGAUAAGGCGAGCGUGGACAGUGGCUCCCGGAAGGGCUUCAAGAAGAAGGCCGGCGCUUCAUCGGGCAAGGACUGGUGGUGGAAACAGGACAUGAACGGCGGCGGGCCAAACUCCGAAACCGGGGGCAGCGUGAAGGACUACGUUAUGGAAUGGAUACGAUCGGAGAUCAAGAAAGAGAGGCCGAAAAGCGAUUGGGCGACGGACUCAACGGCAACGGCCGCCGAUGAGUGCCUUCCUAAGCCAUCGAACACUGGGAGAUCGGAGCGGAAGAGGGCGCAUCGAAGGCUGGAAUGGUGGGCUUCGCUGGACGAUGCGACCCUAAGGAAGAAAGAGAAGAGCCGGCCUGCGAGGGAGUGGUGGCGCGAGGAGUUCUGCGAUGAGCUGACCAAGAAGCAAAAGCGGCGUGCAAUCGGCAAGUCCGCGAGCAGCCUCGGCAGAUGCGAAGACCAACAAUGGUGGCCGAACGACGACGAGUUGGCUUCGCCGUCAUCGGGAAGGAGGAAGAGGAGGAGGAAGAAGAGGAGCCGCGGCGGCAGCCGAGGCAACAUCGACUGGUGGAUAGACCGGAUCUCCGGCGAGAUGGGGCCGGCGAGAAAGUAUAACCGGGACUGUGUCAGCGUGGACAUCCCCAAAAGCGGGACGGUGAGCAGCACCCCCAGCAUGAGGGGCACCGUCUGCUACGUCGCGCCGGAGUACGGCGGCGGCGGACCACUCUCGGAAAAAUGCGACAUUUACAGCUUCGGCGUUCUUCUUCUGGUCAUCGUUUCAGGGCGGCGGCCGCUGCAGGUGACGGCGUCGCCCAUGUCGGAGUUCGAGCGAGCCAACCUCAUCUCAUGGGCACGCCACCUCGCCCACUUGGGGAGGCUGCUGGAUCUUCUGGACCCCUCCCUCCGGUGCGUCGACAGGGAGCAGGCCCUUCUCUGCAUCACGGUGGCGCUGCUCUGCCUGCAGAGGUCUCCUACUCGUCGGCCCUCAACCAAGGACAUACUCGGAAUGCUCACCGGUGAGUCGGAGCCUCCACUCCUCCCUCUUGAAUUCUCCCCAUCGCCGCCGGGAGGUUUCUCCUUCAAGUCCCGCAAGAAGGCUCGGAGACAUUGUCGCAGGUGCAUUUCGGAUCUCCGAGAGAACAAGAUACAUAUGGAGACAAGAGUUUAGGUAGUGUUAACAGCGAGAUGUUUUCAUUUUAGGCAGAAUUUAGUGAUCUUUGCUACAAGGUGUGACCUUUUUAUUGUAUUUUGACCUCAUAUUACAUAGACUUGAACUCUCUGUC